CAUAUGCUUUACAUUCACGCACAGACUUAUAACAAUGGCGGAAAAUCGUGAGGAGGAGGGGCUCUUGUUACUGAGGAAACUAGAAUCAAAACAAGUGUCAUCAGUUUUACAUACACUUGUUGAUGGAGUGUGCCAUCGCUGUCAGCCGUCCUACCAGGAUUACAGUAAGGUGUGGAGUCUGCAGCAGUGGUGGAGUGUGGUGGACAUGUACCAGUCUCUCAUCAAGGCAGCAGUCAGGGAAUCCUUCACCAAAGAUAGGAUAUAUCAGGAAUUAGGAGCCUUAUCAGAGGAUUUAAAACAGACUGUUGUGGACGUCGUCAACUCUCGCAGAGAUGAAAUCCAGAAUCAACUUAUGGCAGAGACUCAUAACAUCUCUCAAGCUGUCCUCAGUGAUUUUGAUUGGAAAGUUAAGCUCAUCAUGUCCAGUGACAAGAUCUCGUCAGUCCAGGAACCAGUUGUCUCCCUUGACCUGGAUAUUGGGUCUGGACAAGACAAUACGAUACAUUCCAUAGAACUUAAUAAAGAAGAGCUUGACAAGCUAAUCUCGAGUCUGGAAGGUGCUAAUAAGGUGGUUCAGCAAUUGAAGGCCUAGCAUUCUGGAAUAAUUCCUUCUUUACACAGCAGAAUUAUCAUCAAAUUAUACAGUUCAAACCUGUCUACAAUGGAAUAAUGCUAGUGUUACUGUACCUGAAUACAGCUGUGUAAUCUUUUUUUGCUUAAUGGAUCCAAAUUACCAUGUAAUAGUUACAUAAUCCAAAUGACAUAUUAAAAUGUAUUCAUUUGUAUGACGUGUGAGUCAGUAGAUAAUUACAAUGUAUAUAUUGUGUGAAUUGUUGACCAAAUCAUUGAUUUAUGUAUUUCUCAAGGUAUGUGCAAUUUCUGUCAAGAUUAAGGAAUGGCUAAGGCAACAGACUUCUCGUAUAAAUGGUGUUGCUUGAGUUUACAUCUCAUCAAUUAACAUCUUUAUAGAAUGAUUAUAUAGGUACUAGCCAUAUAUUAAAAUGAAUGGUGAACCAGAAGAAUGAUAUACACUGUAAUGGAUUGUUUUUUUUUCAACAUUUAUUGAAAUUGAAUCUAUUACAACAAAUAUCUCCGAGAGUUUCUUGCAUUACUUUUUAAUCUCCUCCACCAAUAGUUGGCAGUGCUUGUGUCAACUGGAAAUGUACCGGUAUGUUAGCAAGGAUAUUUUCAUGUCUGACAAUUUGUGGUUAUAUAUUAAAAAAAAACAACGAAUGAUUAACAGAGUUCAAAAUAAUUAAUUAUGUUAGCUUCAACUCUAAAACGUUUGGUGCUGAUUUUUCUUUUUUUUUUCCCCAGUAAAAAAGUACGCAUGCAAAUUACUUUGAUUUUCAUGGUAUCUAUCUGAGAAAGGGGUUGGCAAUGAAAAUACAAUUUGUGUUUUAUUAUUCUGUUUUAAUACCGAUAAUAAUAUAGUUAAGACGUUUCCAGAAAUAGCUGUAGGGGAGGGGUGUGAGGCACAGAAACCCCACCAUCCAUCAAAUGUUAAAAGUUAUUUAUCAUCAGGAAUGGUUGGCAGACCUGAAUUUAAACCCAACACCCAUAAUAUAAUUAUGCAGGUGCAUCUCACCUCCCCCAUAUAAAUAAUUAUGGAAUAACCCUUGGCAUUAAAAGCAAAAAAAA
Mizuhopecten yessoensis (Yesso scallop) is the source of this 1641-nucleotide messenger RNA. RefSeq names its product COMM domain-containing protein 8-like. The transcript is spliced from 5 exons. NCBI's taxonomy places the organism in Eukaryota, Metazoa, Mollusca, Bivalvia, Pectinida, Pectinidae. The coding region runs from base 35 to 592 and encodes 185 amino acids. The record is from RefSeq and is a predicted model, not a curated record.